AUGAAUAUUUUAAGUGCUCUGAAGACAAGGAAGCUAAACCUGCAGAAUACAUGUACUUCCUACUACGACUUCUUGACCUGUGGAUACACCUGUCUAGAUUCCUUGAGGUGCUCCACUCUGCCGCACGAUCGUCCUGUACAGCAAGAACUUCAGGGACCACCACGAAUUUGCAGACGUGGAUUGAAGUACUACGAUGUUGAUGACAAGGCGACGGAGUGGUAUCUUAAUACAAGACGAUCUACAGCCGAGAUCAAGCCGUCCAAACGAAAGUUCUGCUUCAAGUUUCGAGUACCCGUAAGGCAUGCUCUACGCCGAAAGGAUAAGGCGGCGACUUACUCCCUGCCUGGACGAAGGGUGUCCCCUGAAUUCCUUUGCCUUCUCAAGCAGCACCAUGCCAGGAUGCGGGGUCAUACUCAGCUUCCGCGGAAGUAUCUGUCUCGCAAGCCAAGUUUCUCCUAUUACAAGUACGAUGCGGAUGCCAAGAGGCGCCACAUGCGUCCGGGAAUCGAUACAGCGGCCCCUUUGGAGUUCUCCUGCCUGAAUACGGCGUGUACUCGACACUAUGAACCAUGCUGUCCUCCGAAACAAGAAUCUCCGCCGCCUGCACCUUUAAGUCUGGAGGAUAUACCGAUUUCCAAAACGAAGUCCAAAAAGAAGUUCUCUCUGUUGGAUGAAAAUCAAAAUUAUCAAAUCAAGAGUAAAAGUAAAGGAGAUAAAGAGGACGUUGCGGGUGAUCUCAAGCCAACGGAAGGCCAGCUGAACAGCAGUACCAGACUACAUAGAAUUUAUGCGAGUAAUCCAUCUCUGAUACCGCCGUUGGCAAAUCCAGAACCAACUAAGCCACUGUUUUCCAAAUCACAAACCAACUUGGAAUACAGCUCUCAGACAAAACCAACAGAAUCCAAAUCUCAUUGCAGUUUAACUCCCAUGGAAAAGGUUAUGAAUUGUCCUUGCCCCAUUGGUCAACCCAAAUGGUUGCCGAAUUUCCGAAACCAAACGAUAUGUCCCGAUAGGACUGCAAGAUUAAGGAAGUCCCGUGAUCCUCGUUGCAUAGAGUUCGAGAAGAGUCCGUUUUUCAAAGCCAUUCAAGGAACAAAGUAUACUGCGCGAAAUGGUAGUAAAAAACCGAGGAACUCCAGUCAGACAAAAUCCAUCAGCGAUAAUAAAAUAUGUUCCAUUACAACCACAGACAAGGAGGCGGACAGUAGCUCGGAUGAAGAUCAUUGUGAGAUUAAGAGUGACCUACAUGUAUCUUCUCCUCCGGAAAACACUUUUUACGAAUCCAUCUCCUGCCAUCGUUCUCUUCGACCUGAUGUCUAUGAUCAAAACGAUAUAGAAAUUCCUCCGAAUCGCAGGGAAGCUAGCACAGGUUACAAAAGUUUUGUAAGGCGCUCCGAAAAACAAAAAAUGAUUGAUCAAAGUGGUCCAAUCCUGAAGUGCAAGAGGAAAAAGCCACCACCGUAUUGCUAUCUGUGGUCCGCCGUCGAUCCGGAUAUUCGGGAGACGGAGAAGAGACGUCUGGCGGCACACAAACGUGACCAACGACAAUUAUAUCCAGAAAGUAAUCCAUAUUCAUACUACUGGUCCAAAACGAAUCCAGAUAUAAGAUCCCAAACAAAGCGGAGAUUGAAGGAGAUUGAUAGUAAGCGCGGCAAUUCCCAUCCGCCCAAUAUAAGUCGACGAUCCAGUCCAGCUCAAAGUCUUGAUAUAUGUACUUGUAGUAGAUCCUCCAUUUACCAAUUUGUAAAGAAAAGCAGCUCUGAUUUAGAGGACCACCAUGGCUCAUAUCGUUCACAACGAAAGAAAUCAAAAUACUUUAUCCAAAGGAGCACUAGGAAUGGAAAAGAGGCCUCUGAUAACAGUUCCAUAGUCUGGGAAGAGGAUAACCCACCUAAGAAAAGUCAUCAACAAUGGACAGGAUUAGUUUCAACAAAGUUAGCUUCGGAGACAGAUACACACGUCAUGAAGAAACCGCGACUUCUGCCAAGACUUCAUGCUUUGGCCAAAAGAUUUCUAUGGUCAGGUGCUAAAGGUCUUCAUAUCAAGUCAAAACAAUCAGAAAACGAGUUACCGAGGAAUAGUCCGCAGUCCAGAGAUUCUAGUAUAGGUGGUUUUGGAAUACUUCGGGAUACUUUUAGCCAAGAACAGAGAGGAUUGUGCUCUUCUUCUACAGAAAGAAAAAUAACUUUUAGGGAUCAGGAUAGAAGUCAAGACUUCAGGGGACCAAGAGAUCCUAAGUUUUGGGCCAAACAAAGUCAAAAGGAAAAUAAAUAUCAAAAGACACGACAACUUACCAGUUUACAGCUAUCCUCCGGCUCCGGAAGCGCUAUUAACAAAACAAGGACCACUUAUCCGACCAACUCGUGUUCUGAGCAACCAUCCUGUUCCACACGGCCAUCAAAAAUUAAAAAGAAUCAGAUGUCCUAUCCAAGAAAAUCCUUCCGACGUAAGAGAAGUUCAUCACGUAGCCAAUCCAGCAGCUGUGGCAGCCAGUCAAAUGACCAUUGCUUAAUCGCAAGUCAACCUGUGCAAUCUGCCUGCCAAGCUCCUCAACCUUUGGUGCCUCGUGCGCAGCGGGAAUGGGAGGAACAUCGCGAGCGAAGUAGAGCCAGAAAACAAAUGGAAAAUUGCAGGCCAUGUACUGAUUACUUGCUCACCUCAAGGCCAACGGAUGCACGAAAUCCGGACAUUCGCCGAGGAAUCGUAACAUAUAGAAACCAUGAGUUCUCGACACAACUCAGUUAUCCCUGCUUGGUGAAACCAAACGAACAUUGUCCCAUGUACAGAGAUAAAGAAAAUAACUCUCGAUUAAGAAAACGUCGAUACUCAGCUAGAUGCUGCGAUGACUCCGAUGUCUCGUGGCACAGCAAAAGUCCUUCAGGAUCGGGAAGAAUGCGAGGAGGAAUAGAUUUCCAGGAGGACGUCUUCUCAUCACGGAUGGGUCGUUAUUCAUCACACACAUUUCCAACCAGUGUGUCCUCCAAGUCCGACAGCAAAAAACGAAUGCAUUCCACAAAACCUUCAAAGUCGCCUAUGCACUUAUUUUGUUUUGAUUAGAACCAGGACAAAGCAUGAAGCCCGACUGUCAGGUGGAUAUAUCUUUUUUAAAGGCAUAGAUUACCACCUGACAGCCGUGCUAGCAUUCUGUCAUGUACAAACAAAUUAUCGUACACUGUACAUUUUCAAAUUAUCACGUUUAAAGUUUUAAUUGUGUACAAACAACAGAUUGUAUUAUGACAAUAUAUAAAUGCAUUGCUGGCUGGGA
Molecule: messenger RNA, 3265 nt
Organism: Drosophila eugracilis
Lineage: Eukaryota; Metazoa; Arthropoda; Insecta; Diptera; Drosophilidae
Exons: 1
Coding region: 1-3057 (1018 amino acids)
Source: RefSeq, a predicted model, not a curated record